AUGAAUCUGCUCAAGUCGCUCAUGCUAGUAGCUCUAGCUGCGAUUGCUACGAAUGCCCACAGCCAUCAUCACGAAGACGAUGCGCAGAAACCCAUGGUCCUGGAUCCUUCGUGUCGGCAUCCGCCGUUCCAGAGCCACAUCCUGUCCAGAUCACCACUGGUCAUCUACCUCUCGGGUUUCCUGACCGCAGACGAGCAAGCGCAUCUGCAAGAUAUAACCAAAGACACAUUCACUCACUCGGCUGUUGCCGAUGCCGCGGGUGAACAGGGACUGCGGCAGACACGCACCUCACAGAGCACGAACGUACCACGCGACCAAGUCGUCCGUUGUAUCGAAGAGCGCGCGCUGUUAUUCCAAGGCUUCGACAUCCCACGAACGCAUCUCGAGCCGCUGCAGCUUGUCAAGUACUCCAAGGACCAGCACUACCACUUCCACACCGACUGGUUCACAAACCCAGCACACGCGUCCUCCGUGACGGGAGGCAACAGGCUCAGCUCGUUCUUCGCCUACGUCUCGGCCGAGAACAUAACAGGUGGGGGCACCAACUUUCCCAUGCUCGCGGCGCCGAGUAACAAGCGGUGGUGCGAGUACAUCGACUGCGAUGAGCCUUGGGAGAACGGCGUCACUUUUCGACCGAUCGUGGGCUCGGCCGUGUUUUGGGAGAACUUACUUGAGGAUGGCACCGGGGACCAGCGUGCUCUACAUGCUGGCUUGCCGGUCACGUCUGGGUCGAAGUUGGGCAUGAAUAUUUGGACUCGUCAAGGUCCGCUGAGCGACGAAAUUCGGGGGCCGGAUGUGCCAUGA
Anthostomella pinea is the source of this 804-nucleotide messenger RNA. The record is from the annotation of a GenBank genome assembly. NCBI's taxonomy places the organism in Eukaryota, Fungi, Ascomycota, Sordariomycetes, Xylariales, Xylariaceae.